AUCCCACCUUUUACACUCAACUAUAUAGCGAAUAACUCAAUAACACCGCCGAGUUGAGUUGCAAACGCAUCGCAUUUCUACUCUACUCAUCGCAACAUUCACAACUUGCACACGAAAUGAUUCAUUUCACUUUGUUAGUGUUCUUUGUGUCUGUAUUUAUACAUUGUGCGCAGCCGCAAACAUGCAAAACCGAUUAUCCUAGUUUCGGACCAUCAAUUCAUCAACUUACUGAACCCGUACUGCAUGGUGAAGGGCCCACAUGGGACCCACGCACGAAUAAAUUGUAUUUCGUUGAUAUACAAAACGGAAAAGUGUUUAGUUAUGAUCCGGACACAGGCCGGACAUUUUUCAUCACUCUAGAUGGCACAGUGACGCCAUUUGUCCAAUCAACCCGCCCGGAUCAAUUCUACGUCGGUGUUAAUCUCACCUUAAUGAAAAUCACCUGGGAUGGUGAACAUGAAGUCACAGCACAGGAAAAACUCACCACAGUCAAAAAUUUCCCUACGAGUCGUUUCAAUGAUGGGAAAGCCGACAGUCGAGGUCGGUUGUGGUUUGGAACCAUGGGAUAUGAAGAUUCUAGCGGUGUAGCACCAAAUGCUGGCUCUUUAUACUUCAUAACUCCUGAAAAUCUUGCUGAUCCACUGAAAAUCAUAACUCCUGUUAAUGUCAGUAAUGGUUUAGCCUGGAAUAGAGCAAAUGACAAGUUUUUCUACAUCGAUACACCUACUUACAACAUAGUCCAGUAUGAUUAUGAUGAUCCUACUGGUAAGAUUACAAAUCCAAAGGUUGUGAUUAAUAUGCAGGACGCCAUGUUGGGUGCAGAUGCGUUACCCGAUGGUAUGACAAUUGAUGUGGAUGAUAAUCUUUGGGUGGCGUUGCAUGGUGCCGGCGCUGUUUUGCAUGUAAAUUCGACAGAUGGUAGUAUUAUACGGCGGGUGGCUAUGCCGGCGCAAUAUGUGACGAGUUGUAUGUGGGGCGGUAAAGAUUUGGAUAUUUUGUUUGUUACUACGUCUAGAGUUAAGUUGAAUGAUGUACAGAGGUUGCAGCAACCCGCAACGGGGAGUUUGUUUGCUGUUGAAGGGUUGGGGACACGUGGUUUGCCUGUUUAUGGAGGCGAUAUUUAGAAUUUAACAAAUUGUUUGUGAAUAAGAAAAGUUUUGUCAGUGUGGUGACAUUGAAAUGACCUUGAAUGAGAAAUCGCAAGUUAUGAAAUAAAAUGAGUGGAAACAA
Molecule: messenger RNA, 1230 nt
Organism: Dalotia coriaria
Lineage: Eukaryota; Metazoa; Arthropoda; Insecta; Coleoptera; Staphylinidae
Product: regucalcin-like
Biological process (GO): L-ascorbic acid biosynthetic process
Molecular function (GO): calcium ion binding; gluconolactonase activity
Source: RefSeq, a predicted model, not a curated record